GCAUGUCUCUGAGAAGUACAAGCACAACUUGCUGAGCAUGGUUGGCGUCGGUUUGCAUUCUGACAAGGAACUGGUUGUGGCCUGUGCCGAGAAUGGCUGCUCGAAGCUGGAGGAGAUCAGGGAGGACUUGCGCGCCGAUGAAGACGUACUCAGGGCUGUGGUGACUGGCAACCCGAUGGAACUUGACAAAAUGCCAGCAGCCAUCAAAGAAGAUCGCAGCUUCGUGCUGGAAUUGCUCCGCCGCCAGGGUGAUGCCUUGAAGUUUGCCAACGCAUUUUGCGAUGAUCGCGAAUGUGUCGAGGCGGCAGUUCUGCAGUCACCGCUCAGCUUUCAAUGGGCUUCGGUGCGUCUUCGCGGUGACAAGGAUUUGGCUCUGCAGGCCAUUGACGCCUGGACGCCGCCGACAUGGCCGAUUUUGCCAGCAGAUCAGCGUGAAACGCCCUUGCGGUUCGCAUCGAGGGAGCUUAGGGCCGACAAGGAAGUUAUGCUUCGCGCGGUGACCAGAGAUGGCAAGGCUUUGGCACUUGCAGAGGCCACCCUGCGAAUGGACCGCGAGGUUGUGACAGCUGCCAUCAAUAAUAACGGAAUGGCGCUGGAAUACGUGCUAAGCCCGAAAGACAUACAUGAAGAUCGCCAAGGGCGAAGCAAACCAGGUAAGGCUGGCUACCGCAGAAGGCAAGAAAGUGCGGGCGAUUUGCUUCAAGACGUCGAGCUGCUGGUGACGGCAGCGAAACGACAUUGCAGGGCCAUACAUUUCUGCCCGAAACAUCUUCGGAAGGAGGUAGAGGAGUUGGUCAAACAAAAGAAGUGA
This is a messenger RNA of Symbiodinium pilosum, 811 nucleotides long. The record is from the annotation of a GenBank genome assembly. NCBI's taxonomy places the organism in Eukaryota, Dinophyceae, Suessiales, Symbiodiniaceae.